UGAUCCAUCCUCAACACUGUCAUUACUGCGAUUUACUAGUCCCACGAGUACGCGCCGCAAACUCAAGUUCAAGAUGGCAGACCUAAGUCCCAGUUCAACGGCCCCGGAGACGUCGAUGAUCACGAACAAGGCAUCGAUAGACAGCUUCAAUCGUGGACCGAUCACAAAGCGUUGGGAGCCGGCACCAUCAUGUUCGGAGACGAUGUCGUUCGACAACAACAUGUACUAUGGCUGGGGGGCUGCAGGUGUGGUAGAUUCCGCGUGUUACCCCCUGGGGACCAUGAAAUACGACGACAUAAAGCCCGCAAGCUCGUGGGAGUUGUACUACUACAGCCCAGCUGCCUGCCCAGAUGAUUGGGCACGUGCUCUCACAUUCACCGAUGGCAUACCACAUAACAACAUGUUGACAACUUUGUCUGUGUCAGCAAGUACUACUGCUAUUCUUUGCUGUCCUUCCGGCUUCCGGUACUACACAGAGGGACACGUGUGUACCUCAGCGAUAAAAGACGGCUCCACUGUGAAGUACGUCGUUCCCCAAAAUGACGACUUCGGCACACUCAAGAUCGGCCCCGUGAGCACCAGCUCGUAUACAGCCGAAUCGCAUGCCUUCGCGAACGGCAUAGUAGUAAUGUUCCAGAGCUCCGACGUCGCCAUGCUCAAAUCAGCGGCGGUAAACCCCACUGCCGCAGUAACAUCGACCUCCAACCUCUCAACCCCUACCUCGACUGGGCAUUCCGAGACCACAGGAACGGCCAGCAGUACUUCGGCGCCCACGGGCGCUGUGACAGACGCACAGUCGGGCACGAGUUCGGGGGGACUCUCCACAGGUGCCAAAGUCGGUAUGGGUGUCGGCAUACCCUGCGCACUGCUCCUCGGUCUGGUGUUUGGAUGGUUCCUGUUCCGCAGACGAAAGGCAAACCCAUACCCGCCUCCCGGGUACGACGAGGCGGGCAUGGUCAAGUAUGCCCAAGUUCACGAGGCCCAUUCCGAGCCGCCGGAAAUCGGGGGCAACCACAGGAUGGACAUACAGCCAUCGGAUACGAAGGUCGCCGCUGCGCAAGUGCAUCAGAGACAUGAGCUGCAGUGAGGAAUUUCACUGGGCCGGAGGAAAUGUGCAUCGUCGUUUAGCGCUUCUGUUCCAUACCAUACCCUUCUUUUGUAAUCUAGUAG
Paraphaeosphaeria sporulosa is the source of this 1170-nucleotide messenger RNA. RefSeq lists its product as uncharacterized. The coding region runs from base 203 to 1087 and encodes 294 amino acids. The record is from RefSeq and is a predicted model, not a curated record. The transcript has 4 exons. NCBI's taxonomy places the organism in Eukaryota, Fungi, Ascomycota, Dothideomycetes, Pleosporales, Didymosphaeriaceae.